AUGGAGAUCUAUCCCAACAAUACCACCCUCUUUGACCAAUCAUUUAUCUAUCAUCAUCAUCCUUAUUAUCCUAUUGACAUUUUGUUUGAGAAACAAUUGGAAUCUUCUUGUCUAUUCAUGGAUCCAUUCUCCACGUUGAAUCCUGAUCAUCAUCAAUAUAAUGACAACAAUGGAACUAGUAAAUCUGUUAAUAUUCCAAUCAUUAUAGCAACAGAAACAUCAACAUCAACGUCAUCAUCAUCAUCAUCUACAACAACAUAUAAUAGCAAUAUUCCAACAAGUAAACGAAGGCGAACUGACACUUUAACAUCUACUAGUAAAAGAAGACAUUCACAUCAUCAUCAUCAUCAUCAUCAACAACAACAAGAAGAAGUUUUAUUGAACUAUAACAAAAAGGAUAUUGGUCAAUUUCAAGACACAUUGGAUUAUCUACAAGAUGAAUGGGCUACCAUCGACAUUGUGUUACAAUCAUUGAAAUCAGCAUUUACGAUUCAUCCAUCAAAAAUGAGUACGGAAGAAUACUUGGACGAGGUGGAUCGCGAAUUAAGUAUUGCCUACGAUGAUUUGAUGGCUCAGGUACGCAGUUUGGAUCGAAACUUGAAGCGAUUGGAUGUCAAAAUCAAAUCUUAUACCACUUCUAGUGGACCCUUGGCAAGCCGUUAUUGA
This is a messenger RNA of Halteromyces radiatus, 666 nucleotides long. RefSeq lists its product as uncharacterized. The record is from RefSeq and is a predicted model, not a curated record. NCBI's taxonomy places the organism in Eukaryota, Fungi, Mucoromycota, Mucoromycetes, Mucorales, Cunninghamellaceae. The coding region runs from base 1 to 666 and encodes 221 amino acids. The transcript has a single exon.